AUUCAAGAAUUUUACGGAUGUGUAGAAUAUUACUUCGUUCACCAGUUCAACAGCUAUACACAUUUAAUGGCACUAAUUCAGUGGACCCAAAAGGAUUCUUAGAAUGUGGAAAUUUUUUAUUUAUCAUUGACAAGGAGGUAAAUGAUCCUGAUGAUAGUAAUAUAAAGUCGAGUAGUGAAGAUAAUGA
Molecule: messenger RNA, 187 nt
Organism: Racocetra persica
Lineage: Eukaryota; Fungi; Glomeromycota; Glomeromycetes; Diversisporales; Gigasporaceae
Source: the annotation of a GenBank genome assembly